AUGCUGAAGACGUGGUGCCUGGCAGUUCUGUGUAGCUAUGUGGUGCUUGCUGGCGCUCAAACCAAUACAGUGCUCAGGCUGAACAAAGAGGUACUUAGCAAAGCCAUUUCUGGUACCCUGGAGCAAGGAGAUGCUCUACGAUCAGCCCUGAGAGAGGUUCCACUUAAUGGCAAUGGUGGGGGCCCUCUGCUUGGGGGCCUUCUUGGUGGAGGAGGUGGAGGUGGUGGUGGAGGUGGCCUGCUGGGGGGCCUGCUUGGUGGUGGGGGAGGUGGAGGCAAUGAUGAUCUGUUGGGUGGAGUUGGAGGAGGUCUGUUGUCUGGUGGUGGUAGCAGUGGUGGUGGUCUGUUGGGUGGCAGUGGUGGUGGUAGUGGUGGUGGGCUGUUGGGUGGUGGCCGACACCGUUAUGAUGACUAUAGACGUGCUGAAAUUCCUCGAGGUGUUGGUGGUGUUCCCUACAAUGACUUCCACCUUCGAGAGAACCCCCCGAAAUAUACCAAUGGCAAGCAACUUGGAGGAAAUUAUAAAUAUGGCCUCAUUGAGUCCAACGAAAACAGCGCUCAGCUUGGAGGCAAAUACAGAUAUGGUGAAAUAUUAGAAACAGAUGGGAGCAUCAGGGAUCUUCGAAACGUCAAUAAUGCAUAUGGAGGUGAUAAAUACCAUGGCGGUGCUAAAUUCCGUAGCGGUCGUACUUCUAGGUCUGCUGAAGUUCCAGCUGGUAGAAAUCAAUAUCGUGAACUGCGUCCUGGAGAGAUUCCUCCUGGUGUGGCCACUGGGGCUCUAGGCCCAGGAGGCCUAUUGGGUACAGGAGGGAUGCUGGCUGCAGAUGGCAUCCUGGCUGGACAGGGAGGUUUGCUUGGUGGUGGUGGUCUUCUGGGAGAUGGAGGCCUUCUUGGAGGAGGAGGUGUCCUUGGUGUCCUUGGCGAAGGUGGCAUCCUCAGCACUGUCCAGGGAAUCACAGGGUUGAGAAUUGUGGAGCUCACGCUGCCCAGAGUGUCUGUGAGGCUCCUGCCUGGUGUGGGAGUUUACCUGAGCUUGUACACUCGAGUGGCCAUCAAUGGCAAGAGUCUCAUCGGCUUCCUGGACAUUGCUGUAGAAGUGAAUAUCACUGCCAAAGUCCGGCUGACCAUGGACCGGACAGGCUAUCCCCGGUUGGUCAUCGAGAGAUGUGACACCCUUUUGGGAGGCAUCAAAGUCAAACUCCUUCGGGGCUUGCUCCCUAAUCUUGUGGAUAACUUAGUAAACAGGGUCCUGGCCAAUGUUCUUCCUGACUUGCUCUGUCCAAUUGUGGAUGUCGUGCUGGGGCUCGUCAAUGACCAGCUGGGUCUUGUGGAUUCUUUGAUACCACUCGGUAUAUUAGGAAGUGUUCAGUAUACUUUUUCAAGUCUUCCACUGGUGACUGGCGAAUUCCUGGAGCUGGACCUAAAUACUCUUGUUGGAGAGGCUGGUGGAGGUCUGAUCGACUAUCCAUUGGGCAGACCAGCCAAUAUGCCAAGGCCUCAGAUGCCAGAAUUACCACCCAUGGGUGACUCGACCAAUUCCCAACUUGCAAUUUCUGCCAACUUCCUGGGCUCGGUGUUGGCUCUCCUGCAGAAGCAAGGUGCGCUGGAUAUAGAUAUCACUGAUGGCAUGUUUCCUGAGCUCCCUCCUCUAACCACAUCCACUCUGGGGGCACUGAUCCCUAAAGUUUUCCAGCAGUAUCCUGAGUCACGCCCAUUAACCAUCAGAAUUCAGGUCCCCAAUCCUCCUGAUGUCUCUUUACAAAAAGAUCAGGCUGUGGUGACAGUCUUUGCCACUUCAGAAGUCAUGGUGUCCCAGCCAAACGAUGUGGAAACUACCAUCUGUCUUCUUGAUGUGGAUGCUCAACUCUUGGCCUUGUUUUCUGUGGAAGGUGAUAAGCUUAUGAUUGAUGCCAAGUUGGACCAGACAACACUAACCUUGAAAACUUCAAAUGUGGGCAAUUUUGAUGUCGGCUUGAUGGAAGUGCUGGUCGGCAAGAUUUUUGAUCUUGCGUUCAUGCCAGCGAUGAAUGCUGUGCUAGGCUCUGGAGUCCCUCUCCCCAAAAUAUUGAACAUUGACUUCAGCAAUGCCGAUAUUGACGUCUUGGAGGACCUCCUUGUGCUGAGUGCGUGAGUCCCAGAAGGCCAAGGCAUGGAACUCUAAGCUCCCCUCUCCACCUACAAGUUGGUACUCUAUCGUUGGGAACAGCACUGCCUAGAAGAAGGAAGGACCAUAUUCUCCUUCACUGUUACCUUACAGAGAUGAUGCUUGCCCAUGCUUCUUCCCCAAGACACCUGUCACCAAAGGCUGGAAUGACUGAAAGAAACUUAGGAGUCUUUGUACCCAUGGUUUACUGCAAAGCAAUUGAAUUUCCCAGGUUGCUGAACUGAGGUCAAGACCAGCCAGAAGGCCAUCACCAGGGGCUGUGGAGAGGAGGAAUCCUGGAUGUUCUGAACAUUGUUUGUUGUUCAUAUUUCUCUUUCAAUAAAAGAUUCCCCUUUCUCUGCACUUCAGAUAGGGGUGAGU
Molecule: messenger RNA, 2523 nt
Organism: Monodelphis domestica (gray short-tailed opossum)
Lineage: Eukaryota; Metazoa; Chordata; Mammalia; Didelphimorphia; Didelphidae
Source: RefSeq, a predicted model, not a curated record